AUGUUCACCACCACGGGAAAGACGGCGCCGCCGCAGGCGUUCAUGUCGAGCUAUGCGCCGCGAUUGCGCUCCCAUGGCAAUUCGCUCAUGUCCCCAAUCGUACCGCCGUCGAACACCCUCCCUGCACCGCGCGUGACGAAGCGUGGAACCGCUGUGCUCAGCUAUGCCGAGGACGCAUACGACGACGAUGACUUCGAGGACAGCGACCGUCCGAGGCGUGCGACUGGUCUGCGCAGCCUGCAAAGGGAUGCCACCAUGAACCUGGACCAGACAGCGCAAAUAGCAGCACUAGGGCAAGAGCUCACAGCACCUAUCGAGCAACAGGGCAUAUGGAGAGACUGGAUGGGAAGACCCAAGCGCACAUUAACGGAGAAGCAGGUGCAGGUGCAGUCUGCCCUCCCUGUCACCCUCAUUCCCAUACGGAUAGACAUGGACGUCCAGCCAUUCCGACCAGAAGCGCCCUUACCCACUCCCUCGAAUGCGCGCGACUUCGGCAUCAACGAGAGCCUGCCAGCGUACAAGCAGCCGGACGUCACGCCUGCAUACAGACUGAAGGACUCGUUCCUAUGGAACUUGCACGAGGCUCUCAUGACGCCAGACCAGUUUGCAAAGCAGUUCGUUGACGAGCUCGAUCUGCCCACAGACCGCAAGCCUCAGAUCAUCUACAACAUUGCAGGUCAAAUACGGCAGCAAUUGGAAGAGUAUGCUGGAGUUGCUCUGCAUCCGCUCUUCCACUCAACAGCUGCGCCAUCUGUCCAAGGCACUACGGCAAAGCCAACACUGCUUCCUGCGACUCGCGACGGGACUUCUACGCCGGCAUUACAGCCAACAAAUGGCGCCUCCACACCUGUCACAAACGGCGCUGCCCAGACAAAUGGUGCAAACACACCUGCACCUACCGCGAUACUAAAUGGCAUCACCGCUUCUGCCACAGCAUUACCGUCCGAAGAGCUUCACAACCCAGAUGACACAUAUCGCUGCAUAGUCACGCUGAACAUCAAUUUAAUGAACCGCCUGUACACCGACAAGUUCGAAUGGUCUUUGCUGCACCCUCCAGGUUUUGCGGAGAUGUUCGCGCAAGUCACAUGUGCUGAUCUUGGUUUGUCUGGCGAGUGGGUGUCCUCAAUGACCCAUGCCAUCUAUGAGGCUGUAUUGCGGUUGAAGAAGGAAGCUUGUGAGAAUGGUGGGCUUGUUGGUGACGGAGAGAUCGACAACGACGCUGUUGAGCCCUCAAUUGGUGCAGGCUGGAGAUAUGACCACGAGCAUCUCUGCGACGAGUGGGAGCCAAAGGUCGAGAUGCUGUCGCAAGAAGAAAUCGAGAAGCGUGAGGGUGAUCGCGAAAGGCAAAUCAGAAGGCUGCGAAGAGAGACAGCGCGCUUCUCUUCAACAGCGAACAUGUCAGGCACACCGCAGAACGAGUUCUUUAGCAACAUCGAACAACAAGAAAACAUGGGCCGUGGUGAGCGAAGCAAGAAGAAGAGGAGGUUCAGGAGUCUUAGUCCUGUGGGCCGAGACACACCUGGCGCAGGCUCCGGCUAUGGCGGGGAGGGCGGUGGCUUACAGGAAGGGGAGCGACAAACAUGGCGUUGCGCACACUGCUACGUUUGGGGUACCGCCGUCUGGGCUGUCCGCGACGGUCCACGGGGCCCGCGCACCCUCUGCCAUAACUGUGGCUACCUGUACGAACGGGACAAGAAGCUCCCACCGUGGUCGGAGAACCUGUUCUUUAACGAUCGCCCGUAUCACGAAGUCCCACAGUACCGGCCGCAGCGGUAG
Molecule: messenger RNA, 1776 nt
Organism: Macroventuria anomochaeta
Lineage: Eukaryota; Fungi; Ascomycota; Dothideomycetes; Pleosporales; Didymellaceae
Product: SNF5-domain-containing protein
Exons: 3
Coding region: 1-1776 (591 amino acids)
Biological process (GO): chromatin remodeling; regulation of transcription by RNA polymerase II
Cellular component (GO): RSC-type complex; nucleus; nuclear chromosome
Molecular function (GO): transcription coregulator activity; zinc ion binding
Source: RefSeq, a predicted model, not a curated record